UGGAGGCGGCGGCGGCGGCGGUGGAGGUGGCGGCGGCCUGAGCUCGAGCUCCGGGCGACAUGUGCGGCUUCGAUAAAGUGAGUGGCCCCCGGCAGUUGAUGACGAAGGGCAUUGCGCUGAUUUUUAUUGGGCACAUCAACUUUAUCAUUGGCGCAAUUGUCCAUGGUACAGUCCUCAGGCACAUUUCAAAGCCCAAGGACCAUUUGACUAUAGAGUAUUCAGUGGCCAACAUAUUUUCUGUCAUCUCUGGUUUAUUGAGUAUUGCAACUGGAAUAAUUGCUAUCUUAGUCUCCAGAAACCUCCUCAAAAUAAAGCUGCACUGGGGGCUGAUGUUAAGCUCUUUGCUAAAUGCGUUGAUGUCUUUGGCUUGCACGGCUGGACUAUUUCUCGCUGUUGUGCUAACGAUAUCUCAAGGAGGCAGGAACCUGAUUUCUGGUUGCAAUUCUACAAUGGUGCCAGCUAAUCCCAGCAAAUCAAUGAUGAUGAACAACUGUCCCUUUGAUACAACCCGAAUCUAUGACACCACACUGUCCUUAUGGAUCCCAUCGAUAGUGCUGUCAAUAGUGGAGGGAAUCCUCUCCAUAUUAUGCUUUGUGGUGUCAAUGAUUCUUCGUGGGAUUGGCCCCUGUGCACAGAAUGACAUGGUGGACCGGAUCAAGGAGGAAGAUCCAACGAAAGGGAAGAAAUACAGAGAACUGGAAACUUACAAACUCAUCACUGGCAGCCGAGAAAUCCAGCUGUAGAAACGUGGAUUUUGGCUGAUCCACCAAAUGUUUCCAGCAUUCUGUUCACACUUCAGAUUUGCAGCAAAUUUUCAUGUCUGUACAGAUUUUUGAGUUUAAUUGUUAAUGAUGGUUCUUGAAAAAACAAUACAGGUACUACAUUAGAAAUUUUUAAAGGGGAUAAUAGGUUUUUAAUGAAUAUCUAUUAAAAUAUCUAUUGGUUUCCUUGUACUCUUUUUAAACAUUUUUUAAAUAAUCCUUGGAUUAGACAUUGCGGUCAUUAAAGUCCAAGAAUCAAACAUCAGCAUGGCUAUUCAAGUAUUAAUUCUUUAAAUCGCUGUUACUUUGAAGCCUAUGAAUGCCUCUAAUAUUGAUCUUUGAUGAAUUACCAUUGUAUUUUAUAGAUUUUUGUCUGUAAUUUUGUGAGUUAGUUUCCUUCCCUAUCCUCAUUAAUUCCACAUCUUUCUCCCCUAACUUUUCUUGCUCCCCUACACCCCAUUAUAUAUUUUUCCCAUUGUGUGUUAAAGCAGAAUUUGUGGUGUUCCUGUUGUGGUAUUUAUCUUUCGUAAUCACAGCAACAUUUGCUGUGGUACUUGCUUAGUAGGGCAAAUGUAAUUAAACUGCAGUAAUUUGGAAUAUUUUCAGUUGUCAGGGAACUAGUGUGGCAUUCUUAGUGCUGAGUUAAGAUGGCAAGAAUUGUUUCCAAUUAUUGAGAUUCCUCCUUGGUGUUGGGGAUUUUGUCUUUAUUGCAAGAAACAUAGAUUACCUGGGGAAGUGGUCCUCAUUGUAAUUGUAUAAGGGUUUGGGGAAACUAAACCUGGUGGGGUAAGUAACGUUUGGUCUCUGCACCUUGGCGUCAGUGUGGUAUCGAUUCACUGGUUUCCUGGGAUGAGAAGAAUUCGACUCUACAGGUAGAAUUAAUCUGUGAUCUAAUGGAGCUAACUUCUAUGGGGGAUUGAUGUGGUUCAUCUGGGACGCCCUAAAAUUAUUCCUUUUAAGAAAAGUUAAUGAGUCACCCUGCUGGAGCAUUGGGCUUGCAUGAGGGAGUUAUUAAGAAGUGAAGUGGAUGAACAGGUUUCUGGGAUUCAUGUCUGCUGAUUUGGAUAAUCAAGGUGGGUAAAAUAAUUCCAGGGCUAGGGAGGAGAAAUGAACGCAUCUGGGCGGGGUGGUGAAAAGUGUACAUACAACAGUUCCACUUCAUCACAGACUUAGAGCAAAGAGUAAAACGUUUCCAAAGAUGAUGCCCAAGUUGUGAGGUUUAUUUGACUUUAUGAAAUUUAAUUUAAAGACAGCCUUUUAUACAAAGCAGAAGCAGGUAUUAAAUGUUGGUUCUGUUUACUUUUUUGUUGCGCAUGUACUGUUAAUACAAGUCAUUGUAUGCCUAUAUUGUAUUAAAUGUCACUGUUUUAUUAUCUUUCAAAUAAAGUUUGCUGAUAGAUU
Leucoraja erinaceus (little skate) is the source of this 2162-nucleotide messenger RNA. Its product is annotated as keratinocyte-associated protein 3. Bases 60 to 743 code for a protein of 227 amino acids. The record is from RefSeq and is a predicted model, not a curated record. The transcript has 7 exons. NCBI's taxonomy places the organism in Eukaryota, Metazoa, Chordata, Chondrichthyes, Rajiformes, Rajidae.